AUGGCACAAAUAAAACCUCUAACGGCGGAACUGCAAAAAAUUGCCAUAGACGAAUUAGGUGAAGUACCUGAAAGAAUCCCAGAAGAUUUGUUAGCUUUAAAAACAUGGAUACGACAGCAACCCCACUUAAGAGCUCGUGAUGAUGAUCAAUUUUUAAUACAAUUUUUGAGAGGUUGCAAAUACAGUUUAGAGAAGGCGAAAGUAAAACUGGAUUUAUAUUUUUCGCUUCGGACCAAAUAUCCAGAAAUGCUGGCAGUGUAUGAUGUAGAUGAUGCAAAAUUUAAAGAGGUCUUUCAUUUGGGAUGCUUCACUUUGUUACCCACACCUCUGAAUGAAAAUGGUCCUCGCAUCUUAUUCUAUCAGUACAAUUAUGAUGCCACUAAAAUGACAAUUGAAGAAAUGUACAAUCCCACCAGUGCCAUGUUGGAAUUAACCAUACUCACCGAUCCUUAUGCUGGCAUACAUGGUUUGGUAUAUAUUUUUGAUAUGGCCAAAGCCACAACGCGUCAUAUCUUACAACUGACACCAAAUGUUUGCAAAAGAGCUGUAACAUAUUUGGAAAAAUCAUUACCGCUUCGGGUACGGGGUGUGUAUUUUAUAAAUGUGCCCAACGCUGCACUACGUAUUGUGAAAUUUAUAACUUCCCUGUGUUCGGAGAAAAUUCAAAAGAAGAUCUAUGUCUUGGGGCACAGUGUUAUGGAUUUAACCCAAUAUAUUCCUCUAAAAUAUUUACCAAUCGAUUAUGGUGGCGAAAAUGGUCUGUUGCGUGACUUAAAUCGGCAAUAUUUCAAAAGAUUUGAACAGUAUCGAGAUUAUUUUAGAGAAAAUGCUCAAUAUGGUACCGAUGAAAGUUUGAGAGUUGGGGAAAACUUCGAUUUGGAUGGUUUGUAUGGCGUGGGUGGAUCCUUUCGUCAAUUGGUUGUGGAUUAG
Messenger RNA from Musca vetustissima, 930 nucleotides. Its product is annotated as clavesin-2-like. Lineage: Eukaryota; Metazoa; Arthropoda; Insecta; Diptera; Muscidae. The transcript is spliced from 3 exons. Gene Ontology annotation, cellular component: membrane. The record is from RefSeq and is a predicted model, not a curated record. The coding region runs from base 1 to 930 and encodes 309 amino acids. Gene Ontology annotation, molecular function: phosphatidylinositol bisphosphate binding.